This is a messenger RNA of Helianthus annuus (common sunflower), 1194 nucleotides long. RefSeq names its product extensin-like. The coding region runs from base 1 to 1194 and encodes 397 amino acids. The transcript is spliced from 2 exons. The record is from RefSeq and is a predicted model, not a curated record. NCBI's taxonomy places the organism in Eukaryota, Viridiplantae, Streptophyta, Magnoliopsida, Asterales, Asteraceae.
AUGUGGGUGGUGAAUACCAAUACUGGCCAAGGUGAGUAUCAGCCAUUACCGACGGAAAAUUCCCCACGGCACACCAUCCCCACAAAGUCGACAAAUGUCCCCACCCGUCCAAAUGUCCGGAAGUUCAUCAACAUGCCUCCAAGAGUAAGGGGAAGAGGCAAGGGUCCCAUGCGAGGGGGACCGUCGACAGCAGGACCAUCUCAUAGUCGCACUCCAUCGGCGUCCUUUUCUACCUCUGACUCUCACGAUCUGUGGGGUCAACCUUUUGAGCCAGCAAGACAUUCUGUCUCUCUAAGCUCAUCGCCUUCUUUCCACCCGUCCUUUGGGCCACUUGUUCCUGAUGAACCCCAACACUCACACCACUCUCAGCAAUCUCAUCAUUCUCUCGAGUCUUACCAGUCGCACCACUCUUUGCAAUCCCAUUCGUUCCACCAUUCUGAUUCCCUCUACUCCCCGGGGCAAUUUAACCCGAACGAUUAUGUUAACGAUUUUCUUGGUUACAACCCUUUGGGCCCUGAGGACCAUUUUUCUCAGGAGAUGGAAGCGGACGAUGAUCCAGAUCCGGAGAUGCGGACCGGAACGCCGGGCCACCUAAUAAGCAUAUCAAGCGGAUCUCCUUUUCAGGGAUCACCUUACCAUGGGCCCGACUCGUUCCACGAGAAAAUGGCCACAUAUGAUUGGUUCUUUACCCCAUCAUACCACAGCUCUCCAGCCCAACCACCUUUGGUUGAACCCCAACUCCAAGCUGUUUCACCACCGCUACUUCCUGUAGAGGAGCCACCGCAGCCACCUCCCGAGCCUCCGAGGCAAAGGAGGAACGCACAUAUGUCCGUGCGGGGAGGACCUCGUUUCAGUUCUCCCCAGGGUUCGAAUUCUUAUCCCUCUAUUCCGGAGGACCCCCAGAUGGGUGGGCCCUCGAAUGCGGCGCCGGAGAUUGAACCUCCGCCAGCUUCUUAUGCACCACCUCAGCCGCCUAUGGGUUUUGAUAACCCAAUCCCGACCUACUCAGGUUCUUCUGGGUAUAAUCCUUAUGAAAACCCAUCAGACUAUGGAACUCAAGACCCGUACCUUACGGCUGCGCAGUAUCAUCACCUUUACCCUUCUUCUUACCCUCCAGUUCUUCCAACUGGAUACCCGGUACAGGGUUAUCAGUACCCACCGUACCAGCAACCUCCUCCACAGCAGCAGCAGUAG